AUGCCAUCUGAUACUGAUGAAACAACAAUUCUCGUCGAACGAAGUUCAACACCAGCUUAUGUAGUAUAUCCACGUCGAUUUUAUGUUCUCUUUGUUUUUUCUUUUCUUACUUUUAAUCAAUGUACUAUAUGGUUAACAUUUUCUCCUAUUGCAAGAAAAACAGAAAUUUUUUACAAUGUAACGGAAUCAACUGUUGAUCUUCUUCUCAAUUGGGGAAAUAUGGUAUUCAUUCCAUGUUUACCAUUAACUUCUAUUUUAUUGGAUAGACCUAAUGGAUUACGAUAUUGUGUUAUUAUAUUAGCAAUUACUGGUUUUUUAGCAACACUUUCUCGUAUUCUUCCAUCACUUAUUGUAUCAUCGUCCAAUUUAAAUUUUACUUCUAUUUCAUUACCAUUUAUACAUGCUGGUCAAAUAUUGAAUGCUGCUUGUGGUCCUUUAGUUAUGGCACCUGUUUCACAACUUUCAUCUAUUUGGUUUGCUCCACAUGAAAGAACACGUGCAACAACAAUUGCUGUAUUUGCUAAUUAUCUUGGUGCAGCAGGUGGUUUUAUUAUUAAUCCGUUGGUUGUUGCUGUACCUGAACAUGUUCCUCAUCUACUUUAUAUUCAUUUUGGUUUAGCAUUUGUAGCCUGUGUUCUUACUCUUCUAUAUUUUCCUGCUCAUCCACCAACACCACCUUCAGCUGCUGCUGAAUUAUUUAUGACAAUUCCAGCUGAUAACGAAAAUAGUUCUAAUUCACGAACAUUUUUCAAAGAUAUUUGGAAAUGUUUAACAACACCUGCAUUUUUACUUCUUUCAACAGCUGGUGGUCUUCUCUAUGGAGCAUUUGGUGCAUGGACAAGUCUUUACGAUGUUCUUCUGGAACCGGAAAAUUAUACAGAACAACAAGCAGGUUGGUUUGGUUUCGCCUCUUUAAUGGCGGCAAUCGCUGGUGGUCUGUUUUUAGGUUAUCUUGCUGAUAUGCGUCGCUUUCAGCAUUCAUUAAAAAUUCUUACACUUAUUUCAAUUGUUGGUUGUUUAUUGGCUAUUAUUUGGUUUGAACUUUGUGUUCGUAGUUUAUUUUAUGAUAGACAUAUACUUUCAUCAACACCUUUUACUAUUGGAUUAUCUACUGCAUUAGCUGGACUAUUUUCAGGUGCUGCAUCACCAUUAAUCUAUGAAGCUCUUGCUGAAAUCAUGUAUCCUCUUCCAGAAUCAAUAUCAGCAUCAAUUCUUGUAGAAUGGAUAAAUACUAUUGGACUUAUUUUUCUAUUCGUUGCACCAAAUCGAGCUAAAUUAGUUAAUUUUCUAGUAUUCGUAGUUGUAGUAGUUUGUAUCAUACUCGUAUUAUUCACUCGAUUUACUUAUAAACGACGUGAUGAAGAUGAAAGAAAACGAAUUGAAAAAGAACAAAAACAAAUAAUAAAUCAGAAUGUUUUAAAUCAACCUGCCAUUGGUAUUAUUAAUGAAGAAGAAGAAGAACAACAAAAACAUUAUGGAACAUUUAAUUGA
Molecule: messenger RNA, 1491 nt
Organism: Adineta steineri
Lineage: Eukaryota; Metazoa; Rotifera; Eurotatoria; Adinetida; Adinetidae
Source: the annotation of a GenBank genome assembly